AGAGUUUCCUGCUAGAAGGAUACUGGUUGCCCCUCUUCAUUUCAUUAUCAAGUGAAACUAGGUCUCUUCUAUCAUUAUGGGCAAUGAAAACAGCACCACCCGAAACCAGGUGACAGCACCAGAAUUAGGACAGCCACCCGGAAAUGCUGCAGAUAUACAAAGGAAACCGGGGAAGGAGACCGAAAACAUUAGUGGAGGGGAUUCAAGUAGCAUCUCACCAGGUGCUGCCAGGACACUUGCUAAAAAUACCUUCCCAUUGCCCCUCCCAGCUUACAGCAUCUGGGGCCACGCUACUGGAGGUCCAGCCAGCAUUAACCCCGCCGAGGGGCCUCCAGAUCUGACAAGACAAGGACACGCGACAGAGGAAUGCAGAGAACUGUUUGACACUGAUUGCCCCUCCCAAGCUGGAGAAGUGAAUGAGCACUGCAUGCCUGCCUCCCUGCCUUUUGAGGAAUUAGCUCAGGACGACAUCCAUGCACAUCAAAAAGCUGAUGAUGCAGAGCGGCCACCUCCCCAGAGAAAUGUAGAGGAGUUUCUGUCAGAUGCCCAAGAGAGCAAGGAAGCAAAGUUGACUGCAGCUGGGGAUUUAGGCCACACAAUUGUUGCAAUCUUGCCUGCUGACGGGGACUGGAGGGAGGCAAGCGUGGACACUGGUCCGUCAGAGUACCCUUCUUUGAUGCAAGAAAUGUUGCCAGCAUAUUCAAGUGAACUAGAAGUGAUGCAUCUUAGUGAACAGCUGAGUGGGAAGAGUGAUCCAAAUCCUUGUUUCCUCCCCCAGGGGAAAGAGGCAGAAGAUGAUUUUCCACCAUCAGAAUCCCCCAAGGAGUCAGGGUUUCUGCAAGCAAUCCAUAAGGAACCAGCUGCAACCCGGAUUAGUAAGGGGGACCCAGAUGGUGAAGAUGGACUCAUAGUGAAACAGGAAACCCUAAUCCCAAAUGAUUCUGCCUCAGGAGGCUGCAACAGAGAGGAAUGCAGAGCAAAUGGGGAGGCUCAGAAUUUGAUCGAUAACUCUGAAACCAGUGAUACCAGGGAUAUCAGAGAGGCUAGUUCAAAUGUAAUUCCACAGACAAAUGGCCAAGAGCAUGCUGACAUUCAGCUCCUUGUGUUGGAUUCACCUUUGGUUACCCAGAGCCCUUCCUCAACUCUUUCACCCAAAGGCCCUUCGAAGGAAACCCUGUUCCCAGGAGACUAUUCUGGAUCCAUUCAAAGCACAGUGCAAGAAGCACCCUCUGAAAAAUGCAUCCAUGUUGAUAAAAUAGGCCACAUCGAAGAAGAUUUGUUUGUCUGUAUCAAGCCUCUGUGUGAGCAUGGGCUUUCCCAGACAGAGAAAACACAUCCAACUUUAAAUUUUCCUUCAGAAGACACUCAAGCUCCAGGUGCUGUCUCUAAUGUAGAAUCCAGUUUGGCUGGAGAGUCUAUUCUUGCCUCUGCUACUGAAUGUAUUUCAACCCUGGACAAGAGACAACCCAUCGCAGAUGGAAAGUCAGUAUUGGAAAAGUGUUCACCGGAUUCUACUGGUCAAAGUGAACUUUCAGAAAUAAGCCCAAAGUGCCUAAAGCUUGUUCAGGUGUCUGAGGGAGAUGCAGAUGUUCUCAUGGGUCAGGAGACAGUGGAUAUAACACAAGUCCCUGUGCCAUACACACCUUUAGGUGAGUUAAAUGAAAGAGCAGGAAGUUUACUGGUACCAAAUGAGGAAACCAAACAACAUAUCAACCUUGAAAUUCAAAGUGAUGUCAAAAGAGAAGAUGAGUUAAAUGGUCAUCUAGAAAAAGAAUGUGCCACAAAGGACAUUAACUCAGCAAAUCAUGUGAAUUUCUCUGAAGAAGCUCCAUGUGAAUUCAGCUGCAGAAGUGAACAGGAAAUGAGUGAAGAGGUAGCAAUAGGCAGCCAUGAUUUGGGGUUUAAAUUAGUUCAGCCUGAAGACACAGUACAGUGCCUCCAGGAGAGCUUCUGGAGCUUAGAUGAGCCUGAUCCUAAGUCCAAAGACUCAGCUCUGUGCUCACCAGCUACUGAAAUGCCCCAGGAAAGCUGCACUAGGGUCUUGCAUGAAUCACUGCAUGGGCAAUGGGAGGAGACCGAGAUUCAGCCAGUGAAACAGGAUGGAGAUUUGUCCCCCAGUGUACCUACAGGAACUGCUAUGGAGAUGGAACAACUCAACCCCACCCUCCCAGAAACUGUCCUGGGUGGAAAGGGUUUGAAAAGAGCUGAGUCUGCUCCUGUUGGCGAGGUGGAGAAACCCCAUUUAAGGGAAUACCAAAGAACUGACAGAAAAAUCCAGAUGGCUGAAAGUAUUUCUGAUGAUGAUGAGAAGAAGGAACAAACAAAAGUGCUUGAUAGCGGUGAUUUGGAGGAUGGAGCGACAUCCAAUGAGGGGCAAAAUGCCUCUCUGGAGACUGCCAUUGAGGAGAACUUAAACUCUGACCUGGACAGUCAGGUGGCUGGAGAAGCCUCGGGGAUAGAAAGUGGAGUACAAACUCUUAUUUUGCUGCAGGUUCCACAGCAAGGGGUUCGCUCUCCAAGUCCCACUCUCUUAAUAGGUUCUGCAGGGCCCAGUCUCCUGGGGCCCCAAUCUAGUACCAAAGUAUUGGUCUCAAAUAACUUUGGAGAGAGUGCCCAAUCAACCGAGAGGGGAGAAGGGAUUGCUCCAUGUGACCCUCCACAGGAGUGUGCUUCCAGUCUAGAGGUGGAAAGCGAGCACAAAAGUAAUCUGAGUCCCAUCACCUAUUCUGCUGCAGCCAAUCCUACAGGGUUAACUCUGGGCUAUCCUCUACUGGAGCCAUCUGGGCAGGUGGUAGAGCCACUAGUUUUCACAGGAGAUAAUUUGCAGACAGUGGCUGGCCUCAAGCAAGAGACUAUGUGCAAAGAUGUUCACCUUAUGAGUCUUCCAGCCCAAAAUGAAGUUACCUUGCAGAGCUGUAAUAAACCCAGCAUAAGAGCUGAAGAAUAUUGUUGUCCUGAACAAGUGCUUAACAAGCCCAAACAAGAGCAGCAUGAUUUGUUGAUCUCAGGCAUUCAGCAUGAAGGAACAUGUCAUAUGGAUGUAUUUCCUAAAGAAACUGACACAGAAAAACAACCCAUCAGCCACUUUAAGUCAGAGGAGGAUAUACACAGGCAUAGUGAGCCAGCUCUGUUCCCGGGCCCAGGUUCAGGGUCUUCAGCCAGUUCUUGCCACAGCCUCACAGCCCCACACCCCGAUGACCCAGGGAAAAAGGUGCAUGAUGGGAUGAGGGGUGGCGUCCCGGCUCCCGUCCCGGCCCCAGGCCCAGGAGUGCAGGAGGAGGCAGAGCAGUUGGCUGCCUGCUCAUGUCAGGAGUCUUCCAACAGUGUCAGCACCCAAAUAGAGCGUGAUGAAGAUAGCUUUGGGAGCUUCUCCCCCACCCAGGAAAGGAGUGGUUUGAAGACAGAUGACGAGAUGGUGCAAGAGCCUGGGAAGGCAGCUGAGAACAUUUCUUUAGAUGAAACAGAAUCCACAGGUAGUGCAGAUGACCCUGAGCGGUGUUCUGGGAUCAGUGAGAGAGAACUGCCCAAUCCGGUUGGGUCCAACUUGGCGUUGGAUCACCCCGACCACUCCUGGCAGCAGUCAACCUCCUGCAAGACUGAAGCAUGGCAGACCAGAACAGGGCCUGAAAUCAUCACUAGCCCCAUGACACUGCCAGUGGGCCCAACAGUUUCAGUGGCUCAGCCUAAUUUGCAGACUACUGCUCUGGGGGUGCGUGGGCAAGUGGGCACGGAGCCACCUGAAAGUGAAAGCCUCAGUCAGAACUGCAUGGAGAUAACAGCAAUGGCAAACAGAGUACCGGAGCCAGCUUCGGCCACAGAGACCAGGCCUGGGAGUACAGGCAACCAUCCUGAAGCGGAAAAUGUGCCAACCCUGGAGGCAUCAUCUGCUGCGCUAUUGCCCAAGGACAAUCUUUUGUCACUGGUCCCUGAAAUUGCCGGGGAGGAAAUCACUACAACUGAAUCCCAAGGCUCCCUGAGUAAAGAAAACAGCAGAGCACAGCCCAAUAUCUUUGCCGUCCAACCCGUCCCCUGCCUUGGUCAGACGUCGCUUUCAUCUGAGAGCCAGCAAGAGAUGUUUGAUGAGAAAAAAGUGCCAGCAAAUCUCUGCCUAGAGGACAAGCCUGGUUGUAAUGUGCUCAGCCCUGCAUGCCCAGAGAAUGUUGGGCAUGUUCCAACAGAGGAUGCAGAAAGCAGCAACGAGAAGAAAACUGAUGUUUCCCACAAGCCCAUGGACCUCCAAGGAUGGGUUGAGCAGGGUCCGAGGCAGGCUUGCAUCACUGCUGGAUUGCCUGAUUUCAGGGAGCAUAUCAACAAGAUUAUUGACAAGUCAGUAUGGAGCACUUUGAAUAUUGAACGCCCCCAACUUUCUUUGGAAGAAAGAAAAGAAAAGGUUUUGGUCUUGAGUCAUAAAGAUGAGCCCGCCUUCUGGCACACCUCCCCUCCAGGACAAAAAGUGGAGCCAAAAGGAGAUGGAGAAGAAGUGGCUUUGACUCCUGAUGAUUCUUGCAGAGUUCCCGAGGACAUGUUGUCUCCUCAAGGGAAUACCACCCCCGAGAAACAGCUGGGCGGGAUGAUGGGCCUGCCCAGUAUCCAGGCAGAUGAUGUUUCCAAAGAUGGCCCGAAUCUCUUUCCCCAGAAAGCUGGUCAGACAGAGAGAUCAGAGACAGUGGGGAUGGGGGUAGCACAAAAGGUAGGUGCCAGUGUUGAAGAUAACAUGUGCCUGGAAAGAGGAGAGCUGGACCAUACUUCAUGUCUCCCGUCAGACCCAACCAGACAGCAGCCUCCUCUGGAAAACCACAGAGACUUCAAAGGGGAAGACUAUUAUCUAACUGCCCAGGAAAAUUCAGGGGCAACUUUCUCUAAAACGGAUCUAAUACACCCCAGCAACCAGAGCUGGGAGGUGGUACCAAGUGAAAAGAAGCAGAGAGAAGGCAGGCCCUCUAGCAUGAUAGAUGUCGAAGGCACCAGCCAGUCAGGACCACUGUGUGCUCCACGAAACUCUCCUCUUUUGGGAGCUGUUGAACCAUUAGCAGGAGGCGGCAAUGAGAAACUUGGCAUCAGCAACCUUGGUAAUGAAAGCAAGCCCCAGGGUACUGGCGGGCUGGAAGAGUCAGAAACUGCAGGAAGUGCCCCAAAGUCCCUGGAGAAACAGGAGCCCCUGAGGAAAGCACUGGAGGAGAGCUUGAAAAAGGACCAGAGUUUUCAGGAGUCCCAAAAUGACUUGGAAGAAACAGUUGGGGAAGCAGAAUGUGAUAUAAUUUUGAGCGAGAUAGAGACUGAGGCACGUGCAUGGUGUGAUAAACCAUCCAGAAACAGUCCUGAAACAGGUACUACAAGAGCAUUAUUCACUCCUACCAGUGACUCAGCUCUGCAAACAAGCUGUCAAGAACAGGGAGCUGAGACACUGUAUGGCUCCUUGAAGGCGACUGUAGAGAUGGAGAAGGAUGCUGCUGCUGCUGCUGAAUGUUUUGCGAGCACGGAUAUUGAUGUGCCUCUUGCAGAGGCAGAAUGUGAACUUUCUCCUCAUAUGAUUGACAGGAAGUCCUCUCUCGCCUCACCUCCUGAGCCUGGGAAACUUCAAGUUCAUAACCCUCCAGAAUUUCCUUCUAAAAGAGGCUUUUCUGAAUCCUGUCAUCCUCCUCUCCAGUCUACACAAGAGAAGGACGCUGUAGCCGAAAUAGGUCAGACCACUUCGAGUGAAGUGAGAGAUGAUGUCAGAGUAGCAAGUUGUCCAGUAGCAGUGGAUGCCACUCAGUUGGCUUCUUCUGCAGAUUUAGAUAACCAGUCCUCAGAUGUUCCUCCUCUUUGUGGUGACACUGCUGUCCAGAGCUCCUCGGGGUUGACCACUCCUAGCACUGAGCAGGCUACUGGAGUACUGGAGAGUAAAGACAUUGUUCACCCAGUUUCUGAAAAUUUAUAUUUGGCUUCUGCCUCAGUUCACGAUGAUGAAACACCCUCUUCCCAAAGCACAGCCCUGACGCAGGACUUCCAAAGGAGUUCCGACUCGGAAGAAGCAUUCGAAACGCCAGAGUCAACCACUCCUGUUAAGGCUUCUCCAGUGCCAGUCCCGCCUCCACCUCCAGAAAUUGUAGCAGAACAGGAAAUCAGCCCCCAGCAGCCCCCAGAAGAUCCAGGAUUUGGUUCUGAGACUAUUUUCAUCCCAGAUGUACCACAAAAUGAAUCAUUGGAAGGAAGUCCGUUCCGUCCUCCCUCACACUCAUUUUCCACUGUCUUUGAUGAAGAUAAGCCAAUAGCCAGCAGUGGGACUUACAACUUGGACUUUGACAACAUUGAGUUGAUAGAUACUUUUCAGACUUUGGAACCCAGCUCCCCUGAUGCCAAGAACUGGGAACCCAAAGUGAAUGUGCGAAGGAAAUCCACGGAUUCUGUCCCCGUUUCCAGAUCAACACUAUCCCGUUCCCUCAGUUUGCAAGCGAGUGACUUUGAUGGGGUUUCCUAUUUGGGAAACAACGAGACCGUGGCUCUAACAGCAGAUACUUACAGCACUGGAUCAAGCAGUGCCUCAAGUACCCUGAAGAGAUCCAAAAAGCCCAGACCUCCAUCUUUAAAGAAGAAGCCAGCCACAAAGAAAGCCCCAGAAACACCUCAAGUGAAAGAAACUCAGCCAGACCCAACUCUCGGGGCCCCAGAACCUCCUGAUCCCAUUGAGGGAAAAUUAGAGUCAGAGACCAAGGACGAAUCAUCUAAGGGAGAAAGUUCUGGACCCCCAGAAGUUUCCGAGGACAACUCAGAUCCCACAGUGGGGCCUGGGACAGCAAACCCAUUAGAGCCUGCUAGUGUGGAAAGGGCCAGUUCCUUAGGUAUCGGGGAAAGCAAAGUGCAGAACUCCCCUCCAGUUGGGAAGAAGACAUCUCCUCUUUCUACGGCCCCCAAAGCUGUGGAGGUGACCCCACCUGACACGGGGGGGCAGGAACGAUCUCCGCCUAAGGGUCUUGCAGUGAGGUUAGAAUUUGAUUAUUCGGAGGACAAAGAUAAUUGUGAAGGGUCACAGGAAAGCCCUCCUCCUCCCAAAAAGAUUGGUAAAAAGCCAGUUGCCAAAAUGCCUCUGAGGAGGCCAAAGCCUAAAAAAAUAGUGGAAAAGCUGGACAACACUCCUAAUUCUCCCACCAAAUCUCCUGCAGAACCCAAUGAUAUCCCUGUCUCCAAAGGCUCCUACACCUUUGAUAUUGACAAAUGGGAUGAUCCCAAUUUCAACCCUUUCUCUUCCACAACAAAAAUGCAAGAGUCUCCCAAGUUGCCCCAACAAACAUACAGUUUUGAUCCAAACACCUGUGAUGACUCUAUUGACCCAUUCAAGUCUUCUUCUAAAAUAUCUAGCUCACCUUCUAAAUCUCCAGCUUCUUUCGAGAUCUCGGCUAAUGCCAGUGAAACAAAUGGAAUGGAAGGGGACAAUCUAAACAAGCCAGCAAAGAAAAAGAAGACUCCCCUAAAGACGAUGGUAGAAGAUGUGAUGUCUGUCUGUUCUUUGUUUGAUACAUUUAGGGUGAAAAAAUCUCCAAAACGGUCUCCUCUCUCUGACCCACCUUCACAGGAUCCCACCCCACUGCCAACUCCAGAAACACCACCGGUCAUCACCACUGUGGCUCAUGCGACCGAUGAGGAAAAACUUGCGGUGACCAAUCAGAAGUGGACCUGCAUGGCUGUCGAUCUUGAGGCAGAUAAACAGGACUACCCACAGCCAUCUGACUUGUCGACAUUUGUAAAUGAGACCAAAUUUGAUUCCCCCACAGAUGAGUUGGAUUACAGCAACUCCUAUGAAAUAGAAUAUAUGGAGAAAAUUGGCUCCUCCUUACCUCGUGAUGACGACACUCCAAAGAAGCAGUCUUUGUACCUUAUGUUUGAGGCUCCUCAGGACACACUGCUGCAGUCUCCUCCAGUCAGAUUAUCAGAUUCUCCUACGCCAUGUUCAGGGUCAAGUUUUGAAGAGACUGAAGCCCAGGUGAAUGCUGGGGUGAAAAUGCACCAUCCAACCUCCCGAGUGCUUGCUCCUAACCAAGAAACAAGCUCACAGGCUCCUGAGAAAUCAAAGCAGAAAGAGUUGGAGUCCAUAGCCUUAGGAACAGCUUCAGAUGCCAUUGAGCUAACGGCUGUGGAGGAUUCCUUUGUCUCUGCAGAAGCUCUCCUCAAUAGGAUAUCUCAUCCAACGUCACUGUGUGAUCCACUUGAAUAUCUAGAGCCUGAUUUAGCAGAAAAGAACCCCCCAAUAUUUGCUCAGAAACUUCAGAUUGAAGCCACUGUCCCUGCAGAUGCCUCCAUCUCCAAAACUGCCUUGUACUCCAGGAUUGGUACCUCAGAGCCAGAAAAAAAAACAGGGUUUCUUUACCAGCAGACAGAUUUAAAUUCUGCACUACAGAUCGCCAGAGCAGAGAUUGUAACGAAGGAAAGAGAGGUCUCAGAAUGGAAAGACAAAUAUGAAGAAAGCAGACGAGAAGUGAUGGAAAUGAGGAAAAUAGUUGCAGAGUAUGAGAAGACCAUCGCUCAAAUGAUAGAGGAUGAACAAAGAGAGAAGUCUGUCUCCCAUCACACUGUCCAACAGUUGAUUGUAGAGAAGGAGCAAGCCUUAGCCGACCUGAAUUCGGUGGAGAAAUCCUUGGCAGAUCUCUUCAGGAGAUAUGAAAAGAUGAAAGAAGUUCUUGAGGGGUUUCGAAAGAAUGAAGAAGUGCUGAAGAAAUGUGCCCAAGAAUACUUGUCCCGUGUGAAGAAGGAAGAGCAAAGAUACCAGGCACUCAAAAUCCAUGCUGAGGAAAAACUGGACAGAGCCAAUGCUGAAAUUGCACAAGUCAGAGGAAAGGCACAGCAGGAACAGGCUGCAUACCAGGCCAGCCUCCGCAAAGAGCAACUCAAAGUGGAUGCUCUAGAAAGAACACUGGAACAGAAGAAUAAAGAAAUAGAAGAACUUACCAAGAUUUGUGAUGAACUGAUUGCCAAAAUGGGAAAAAGCUAACUUUUAAUCAAAUUGCUUGACUUCACUGUUGAGUGCAAUAUGACCAUUGGCACACUUAUGUCCAUUCAUUUCUAUGGACAAGUUCUCUUUUCACUUUUUCGUAUGCACUACUGUAUUUUCUUUUUAAACAAAGUUGAUUUAAUUGUAUGCAGUAAUAAGGAGACUAUCAGAAUUUCUUGCUAUUGUUUGCAUUUUCUUAGUAUAAAUUCAUAGCAAGUUGAUCUCAAGUUCCUGUAUCAGGGAGAUUGUCAAAUUCUCUACAAAAAUGACAAAUUGCUGAUCCUAACCUUUCCCUUUGAACAUGAGUUCCCCUGAUGGUUGUUUUGGGGAUUUAAUAUAAACAUGUAUUACUGCACGGGGACUCUUGCCUUAAGGAGUGUAAACUUGACCUGCAUUUGCUGAUUUGUAAGAAAAAAAAAGAAAAGAAAAAUGCAUGUCUCAAAUCAAAUUCUCUAUUGUAAAUAAAGUUUUUUUCGUUGAAACUUGGA
Messenger RNA from Tachyglossus aculeatus (Australian echidna), 9453 nucleotides. It is a transcript of the gene TACC2, whose product is annotated as transforming acidic coiled-coil containing protein 2. Gene Ontology annotation, biological process: cerebral cortex development; mitotic spindle organization; cell population proliferation. Gene Ontology annotation, cellular component: cytoplasm. The coding region runs from base 77 to 8965 and encodes 2962 amino acids. The transcript has 23 exons. NCBI's taxonomy places the organism in Eukaryota, Metazoa, Chordata, Mammalia, Monotremata, Tachyglossidae. The record is from RefSeq and is a predicted model, not a curated record.